Molecule: messenger RNA, 552 nt
Organism: Saccharomycodes ludwigii
Lineage: Eukaryota; Fungi; Ascomycota; Saccharomycetes; Saccharomycodales; Saccharomycodaceae
Gene: TMA20
Product: translation machinery-associated protein 20
Exons: 1
Coding region: 1-552 (183 amino acids)
Biological process (GO): formation of translation preinitiation complex
Molecular function (GO): RNA binding
Source: RefSeq, a predicted model, not a curated record
AUGUUUAAAAAAUUGUCUAAAGAGGACGUUCAUUCACGUUCUAACGUUAAAUCUUCUGUACAAAGAGCAAUGAAAUCAAAACUAGUAAGUCAAUAUCCCAAGUUAGAAGAAGUAAUUGAUGAGUUAAUCCCUAAAAAAUGUUUAUUUGAGCUAAUUAAGUGUGAGGAUAAAAUCCAACUAUAUAGAGUCAAUGGAGAAAUUUUAUUUUUCCAAAAGUUUGAUGAAUUAAUCCCAAGUUUAAGACUAGUUCACAAAUUUCCAGAAGCUUUCCCCACUGUUCAAGUCGAUAGAGGUGCUAUUAAAUUUGUGCUAAGUGGUGCAAAUAUCAUGUGUCCAGGUUUAACUUCUGCUGGUGGUAAAUUGCCUGAGAAGAAAGAUGAUGAAUUGGAUAAAGAUACCACUGUAAUAAUUAAUGCGGAAAAUAAAGAAAACGCUUUGGCAAUUGGUAAAUUGUUAAUGUCUACUGAGGAUAUCAAAUCUAUUAAUAAGGGGCAUGGCGUAGAAAUGAUCCAUCAUUUAGGUGAUUGUUUAUGGAACCUGUCAAUUGACUAA